AGACGCUGACGUUUUUUGCUACGCUUUGAUCUCCGCACUGUGCAGGUAUAAUUAUUAAUUAUAUUAAUUCCAAUCUUUGCGGUAGUAUUGUAUAUGCUGUUUUUAGGUGGAGCGCUUAAUGGGUGUAGAAAAUUCAGCAUUACUGAAAAUCGCCAAGUGAUUGGGAUGUAUGUGCACAAAGUUCGCAUUCCGAGCUUGGUAGUUAUCACGUCGUGAUCAUUGUUUCUCCGCCGUAGUUCUAUUACGCUAUAUUUUUCUCAUGCGCCGCGUAUUAAGGAAUGUAAUAUGAAGUAUGUGAUCCAGGAAACGUAUACCCCUAUAGCGGCUUCCCAGCGUGCGACAGCAUCUGCAUGUUAAUGGUUCAUGACUUGUUACAGGCAUCUCUGGCGGCGACGUACAAGUUCAAGUUCACGUGGCACAAGUACACAAGGAUACAGCUAUCGAUCAUGCCUCUAUUGAAGAUAUGGAGUGCGGAUCACACAAUAAAAAAGAUGAUCACCGCUGAAACAAUGGCUGAUGUUAUCGAGAAAGCAGAGGAAUACGGGAUCUGCAACUCAUGCAGUGCAAAGGUGUUUCUUGUUGAUUGGACGGAACUUGACGAAACAGUAUUCCAAGAAGUUGUUGCUCAGCUACCAAUGGACCAGAGGAUUUUCAUUGUUGCAGAAAUUGUGCCACCUGCAAGUCCUCCUGUGCAAGACGUCCCAGAAUCAAACAGUACACCUGUACGAGAGCCAACCAGUGACAUCAACAUCCAUGUAUCGACAGAGAAGCUUCCCAAAGAUCUUCAGGGCGCAUUGAGUACAGCAGCAUCUCCUCUUCACCCUAAACAUCGAAGGGAACUAGUCCGUUGUGUUGUUGACCAAAUGCUAGCUGUGUGCUCUAGGCCAAGAAGAGAACUUAUUAGGAGUGUGGCUGAGGAAAUGGUCAAGGCAUACCCAGGCUCCUUGAAGAUAGGAGGCAUCAAUGGCUCCUUGCUUGGUCGUGGCUAUGACUCAUUGUUUCAACAACUGAGGCAGAGAGUAGAAAAUAUUCAUCGAGGCAAGCGAGGAAUCCAUCAUCGACUCCUGUGUCGACACAGAAGAGCGCAAAGAUGUCGUACGGCUGCAUGA
This is a messenger RNA of Rhipicephalus sanguineus (brown dog tick), 1109 nucleotides long. RefSeq lists its product as uncharacterized. The record is from RefSeq and is a predicted model, not a curated record. The transcript is spliced from 4 exons. The coding region runs from base 351 to 1109 and encodes 252 amino acids. Lineage: Eukaryota; Metazoa; Arthropoda; Arachnida; Ixodida; Ixodidae.